This is a messenger RNA of Hypanus sabinus (Atlantic stingray), 718 nucleotides long. RefSeq names its product mesencephalic astrocyte-derived neurotrophic factor (gene manf). The record is from RefSeq and is a predicted model, not a curated record. Gene Ontology annotation, biological process: dopaminergic neuron differentiation; neuron projection development. Gene Ontology annotation, cellular component: endoplasmic reticulum. NCBI's taxonomy places the organism in Eukaryota, Metazoa, Chordata, Chondrichthyes, Myliobatiformes, Dasyatidae. Bases 75 to 629 code for a protein of 184 amino acids. The transcript is spliced from 4 exons.
GUGGAACUUUGGGUUGGUUGCGCGUUGCGGUGUGUUGCCGGUAGAUACCGUGCGCGGCCAAGUGCAGUGUGGAGAUGCAACGGACCGCUGUGAUGUUGCUGGUGGGUUGUGUGGCUGCCGCCUUUAUCUUCUUCGUGACGCCAUCCGAGGCGCUGAAAGAAGGAGAGUGUGAAGUUUGUACGACAUUCUUGGAUCGGUUUUACAAAUCACUAGUGGAGAAAAAUGUAAAAUUCACUACUGAUAUAAUAGAGGAAGAACUACUCGUGGCAUGCAGGGAUGUCAAGGGCAAGGAAAACAGAUUUUGCUAUUAUAUUGGAGCGACGAUUGAUGCAGCAACCAGAGUGGUCAAAGAGGUUUCCAAGCCAAUGAGCAAUCAUGUGCCAAUCACUAAAAUAUGUGAAAAACUGAAGAAGUCAGACCAUCAAAUCUGUGAUCUGAAAUAUGACAAGCAGGUGGAUCUGAGCACAGUGGAUCUGAAGAAACUACGGGUCAAGGAACUGAAGAAGAUCCUGGAUGAGUGGGGCGAGUCUUGUAAAGGCUGUGCUGAAAAAUCGGACUUCAUCCAGAAAAUCACUGACCUGAUGCCCAAGUACGCGCCCCAUGCUGCCAAAUCACGUACCGAUCUCUAAUGAUGCCCUAGCCACUGUUUCAUGACUGUACAUUCUCCAUCGUUUUUCACUUUUUUGUAUUUAUUAAUAAAGGGACUUUAAUGCCGUGA